Tribolium madens (black flour beetle) is the source of this 6020-nucleotide messenger RNA. Its product is annotated as WD repeat-containing protein on Y chromosome-like. Gene Ontology annotation, molecular function: protein binding. Lineage: Eukaryota; Metazoa; Arthropoda; Insecta; Coleoptera; Tenebrionidae. The record is from RefSeq and is a predicted model, not a curated record. The transcript has 8 exons. Bases 4304 to 5962 code for a protein of 552 amino acids.
GUCCGCAUAAUAACUAUUUUUGGUAGUGUACACAAAAAAAAAUAUUUAAUACACCAUAGUCUAUACGCAAAAACCUCUUAUUCUAUGGCAAAAACAAACAAAAUAGGUACCAUAAAAAUCGUAUGUAACUUACUUUGCAAAAUCUUUUUCUCCAGAGUCCUUAACAUUCCCUCUGAAUACUUAUUCCAUGUUAACCAAUCGGGGCUAAACCAGCUGUGAUUAAAGAAAACCAUAAAUUAAUGAGUUUAUAAAAAUUGAUAAAUUUCGAAAAAACACAAAAGUUAGGUUAUGUUACGUAACUCGGAAGUGCUCACCCGAAGAUAUAAAUAAAUGUUUUGUAAUAGAAAUUGGACAAAGCAGCUAAAAUCGCGAAAAGUGUGGGCAAUACAAACUUAAAAACGACUUCCUUCAUAUCAAACGUAUAAUUUUGAAUAUGUCACUUUUUCACUUGACAUUAAUCUGAGUCGCAAAAGUACCGUAAAGUUUAUCUGUGCAUAUGUAAACAAAGAAAAAAAGUUACCUUGAAGUCUGAUUUGCCUUUGCUAUUUGGGAAUCGGCAUUUUUCUCAACGAGGGACAUAAUUACAAAUUUUUACAAACAGGGCACGGUCUUAACCUCACUAACACUUAAAUUGAUAUGAACAUAAAUCUCUUAUUGUUUUAGAUAAAUAACGGCUCGUUCGUUAGUCAUACUCGGAAUUUGGACCUCACAAUUCACAUUGUUCAUUUGAUUAAGAACAUUAAAAAACAGAGACGUAUUAAGUAAGGCUGAACUUAUUUGAUGAUUUUUCCACCCACUCAUAGCAUCAGCCAAAGCUGAAUAUUAAAACGUCAUUAUUUAUAAACAUGAACGAGAUAAGACACAACCUUGACUUGCAUUUUAAAAAAUAACAAAUUUCCUCGUAUUUUGUGAGCAAAACACGUGCUUAUCAGUGUACGAUUCAAGAACCGAUUGUUUAGAGGUGUAGAAAAUUAAGUCAAGGUUAAUUUGCCCAAAUUGGCAAAUGUCAACUGAAUCUAACACACAUUUCUCAGUAAAUAAAGUAAAGUUAAACUGAAACCUAGUCAGUGCUAAAGUUGCCAGUAAUAAACUUUAAACCUUGACAAAUUCGUGGACCCCUACGUAAUAAAAAGAGGAAAUGCGUGACAACUUAGUUAAAAAAACAGAUUGUUUUAAAUUUGUGAACGUGUAAUACAUAGUUGGUUGAAUACUGAAGAAUGUCAUAUUUUCAUUUUUUAUUAACAUUUAUUAAAAUAGAAUUAUGAUUCAACAUUAGAUAAACUCUGUACCUAACCCAAGCUUCUUUCAUGCAGGCAAAAAAUGCUAUACUUUAUUAAACUUUGAUCUCCAAUUAUUGCUUGUGUUUUAUUAUAACGAUAAGCAAUGUCAAGGUGCAUCAGUUUGCUAAAUAUUUAUCUUUGGGGAUCAGAUGAUUCAAAAAGAUAAAUUAUACUCUUGAAAAAUCGACUAAUCAGGAUUUUUUACAGUUUUUAUAAAACUUCGACAAAAAUAUGAAAUGAACAACAUUUUAUAAACCAUCAGUAAUAAUUUAUUGCUCUUGAUUCAUCAGUUUGUUACAUCUAUAUUAGUAUAUAAUACUGUGAAUUUGUGGUUCUUAAAUAUAGUAGUCUACUCUUUAAAAACUUAUACUAAGGCUUUAUUCAUUAAUGAUUGAAAUACUAUGAUGUGGCAAUCUGUGUUUCUGUUAUAAUUUCUUCCUCCUCUUGUAUAUUGUCAUUUUCAGGUACUACUAGUGCGUUUGACUUAUUAGUCUCGGUAAAGUUGCAAACAUCAACUACAAUCUCAUUAAAACAUUCAGGAUUGUCUGCAUGUACAUGAUGUCCAGCAUCCUUAAUAACUUCUAAUCUAACAUAAGAAUUUUGCCUCAUCUCUUUUAGUUUUUUUCCUACUGUUUUAUCCAUCCAAGUGUGGGACCCAUUCAUUACUGUAAUUGGUACUCUACUGUCUAGUUUAUGUAUCCUAUUCAGCAUCGGGUUUUUAGCCCAUCCAAAACCUUUGAUCAUCUUAUGGAAGGCUGUCUCUCCCCUAAAAAUGGCCAACUUACAACUAGUUACAUUGCUUUUGGUAAAUAAUUACGUGGGUUUUUGUGAGUUACACUGAUAAAUGUAAUCAGUUAUAAUCUCAUGGUUUUCUAAACGACCAGCAUAUUUGUGCGAAAUGUCCGACCGCAUCUUUUUUACAAUCCAAGGACCUAUCAAAACCAACAAUUAUCUCAAGCAAAACUAUACUUUCAUGUGAAUACAUACCAAAAGGCCCCGCUGCUCUAAGAGUCGCUAAAGGAUUAAAGGCGGUAAAUGGGUACAAAACAAUUCCUAAAGUUUUCAUCCAAAGCGGCGGGUUAAAAUCCGAUGGUCUCUCAACAAAUCCCCACGGAUCAGCUAAGAUCAAAUGUUUCACUUGAUUGGGAUACGAAAUUGUGUAACUGGUAGCUAAAUAACCGCCCAGGCUAUGCCCUAGUAAAAUAAAUUGAUCUAAUUUGACUUCUUUCCGCCAUUUUUCAAUGGAGUCGAUAAAUUCUUGUUCAGCUUCUAGGCCGUCGUUGCUGAAUUCUGGUCUUGAGGAUCGCCCAAAACCUGCACAUGUAUUAUUUAUUACCAAUAUUCAAAAACUUAGGGAUGUUUACCCAAAAUGUCAAUGGCAUAAACAGGUCGGUUGGCCGCCAAAGAAUCCAAAUUCAAACACCAGAACCCAACGCCAGCCCCAAAACCGUGGAGGAGGACCAGAGGAAUGUUUUUUGAUUCCGUGUUCAUGGCAAUUGUCCAUAUUUUUGCUUUAAUGUUUGGUUUAUGGUCAAUUAGAACAUGCCAACCUUUAUAUGCAGUAUUCAAAACUAAAAAAGGAAUUUCAUGACUGGCAAAAUUUGAAACUUUUUACCUUCAAAGAUUUUCUUUUCGAGGGAGAUAAGCUUGCUUUCAGAAAAUUUAAUCCAGCCACAUUUUUCUUGAUUUUCGGUGAUUGUUGACAUUGCACUAGAAUUUUGAUUUUUGAUUUUUCUUGAUAUAACCUAACUUUUCCUACUGUUACUAUUCAAAAUGCUUCAUUGAUCUGAGCUGUUUUUAGAUUAAAUAUAAUACAGUGUGAUUUGGUUGUUGCAGAUAACGACAUAAUAAUAGUGAUUCAGCAGAAUUUCUCCCAUUAAACGCUGAAAUCAUCCAACCAAACCUUUUAUUAUUUUUGUCGCUUCAAAUUUUAAGGGCAAUACAGGCAAUAUUAAGAAGAUUUUUUUUGGCUUAAACUUAUUUUAAUUGCUACUAUGCUAGGCCCACAUUUCAACAAACAUAACGACCGUACCUAUUUCCAAAAACAAAAUUCUUAUUGUGCAUACCUAUCCCUAUUCAAUAAAAAAAAGAAUAUAAUUUAUUCAAAGUACUUAUUUUUCCACGUUGUUUAUUACUUCAAAUACCAUCCGUUAGAAAAAAAUAAGCAAUCAUUCUCAAAACUAUAACCUUUGAUGACCUCACGCAGCCGUAGUUGUAUAAUAUAUAUAGACUGUUCUAAAAUGACAUGUAGAGGUACACUUUCAAGUUCAAUCAAAAAGUUUACUUUAAUUUAUUAUUUUUUUUAUUAAUUUCUUUUUUUACGUUACUUUUAAUGUAUACCUACUUCAUAAAAGAAAUAAAUAUAGAAAUCUUUUAUUGUUCAGUGGUGAUUCUCACCAUGUGUUGUUUGAUCGAUAUUAUGUACCUCUACUUAUGUAUCUACAUUUUUAAUUAGUUGCACCCGAUGUAGUGGGUAAAUGCACCAAGAUUAACAAAUAAAAAAUUUGAAUACAAUUAUAGUGAGAUAAUCUAGAUUAAACCUAAUGGAAAAACAUCUGACUGAAGUGGAUUGUUUAGGAACGAGGUAUUUUUGCAAUUUUUAAUAAUGAAACUAGACAAGUUUGAUAAGAAGAGUAUUUAUAAACUAAACUAUUUUUAUGUAAGAUUUAAUAUUAUCAAUUUAUCCAGAAUUUAAUGUGUUAAUUUUUGCCCGGCGCAUCCACCAUUAAUUUAAUGUUAUUUUCGAAUAUUAUAGCUCAAACGCUGAAGGAGACACGGUUUAUUCUUAGUACGACUUAAUUCAAAAUCUCACAGUUUCUCAUUUAGAAAAGUUGCAAAAUGAAUUUCAAAUCAAAAAUGAAAAUAAAACCUUUACCAAAGAAGAGUUUUUUACGACAAUCAAUGACAUUUUCGACAAUUCAAAUUACUCCCAAGCCAGUAUUGCAUUAUACGAACAAAUAGAAAAAACCGGUGAAUCACAAAUCAGUUGGAGCAAAUUUGUGGAAUUUUUCUUAGAAAAUUUAAUGCCCACAGAUCACAAAACAAUCAAUUUUCAAGUAUCAAGUAUUAUUGCCAUUCCUCAAACUAAGAGAGAAACAAUAAUUAAAAUUGUUCUAAUAGAAACUGAAAAAUAUUUUUGCUACGCUGUAAUAUCUAAACAUGGCAGGAUCGGUUUAUACGACGGCAAUAUUAAUUUUUUAACAACAUACCAGUUAAUAAUGACUCGAGAAGAUAUUUACCGGAAAGAGGAAGACCGAAGAAGGAGGAACAGAUGGGUUACGGAUGCAAUUUUUUGCGCAGAUGUUUUAAUGUUUAUUGUGACUAACACGGCAAGAAGUGUGGUAAUUUAUGAAGCUUCUGGACUUAAACAUGUACCGCUAUAUCUUAUUUUGAGUACACCUAACAUUGUUCAAUGUUUUGCUUACAAAAGUAGCAACUGUGAUGAAGAUGGCCAAAGUACUCUUUUUAUGGGAGAUGACAAAGGCAUGGUUUUCUCGUUUGCAUUUUUGCAGCCCAAGGCGGCACUGUUGAGGAAAAAACACAAUGAUAAAAUUAAUUUAUUCUACUGGGAUGAGUUAACAGAUGAAAGUGAUUACAUUAUUGUUAAACGUAAUGGGCGACCACAUCAAGAGAGUGUGAAACGGCUAAUGUAUUUUGAUGAUAAUGAAACUCUUAUUUCUUGCAGCAAAGAUUCCGGUGUGUCAAUAUUGACGCAUUAUAUAGGCAAUAAAAAUAAACCUUACAUUUUUAAGAUACCAAAAGGAUGUAACUGUUUUGCACUAAGCAGGAUGCGUAAAAUACUGGCGACAGGAAGCGAAAAUAGUAUACUCAGAUUAUGGAAUCCUAUCAUUACUUCGAAACCUAUAGCAAUUUUAAAAGGGCACCAAGCACCGAUUGUAGAUGUUAAAAUAUUGGAUAAGCAAAAUUUACUUAUUAGUUGUUCAGCUGAUGCAAUGUUUAAAUUGUGGGAUUUAGAAAAACAAAAGUGUAUUCAAAGUUUUUCUAUCACUUUCCCAUCUUUUAAUGUGUUUGGAAAAUUAAUUGAAUGGGGAAUUGAAUCUAUUUAUCCUGGUCCCAAGCGCACUUCUUUCAAUGAGACUAAUAUCGAACUUUUUGAAAGAUCACCAAUAUUAAUUACUUGUUGUAAUCAUAUCGCUGUUAUUAAAAUUCUAAAUCAAAGCGAUGAAAUACAGAAAAAAAUUGAAUCACAAGUGUUGCCCCCACCUCCUCUACAAAACAGUGUUUUAAUUCCCAAAAUGUGGAGAACGUCUGAUAGUGUCGAAAUAAUAAAUAAUAAAGAAGAACCAGUUGAAAUUGAUAAAAAAAUUCUGGAAAAAAAACUAAAAGACUUGGAAUUCAUACUUAAAAAAGAUCUGUUUGCAAACAAUGGAUCAAGUAAAAGCGAUAUUAAUUUCAAGAUUGCUACAUUAGAACGAAAAAAACUGCUGAUGCAAGAAAACGUUGCACGUGGUGCUCCGUAUUUGGCUCUGGAAUUACUCGAAGUAAAGGAUAUUUACCUAACACCAAAUCUGCCCGUACCCGAAAAAAAGAAAACGAAAAAUAUUGUUGAAAAAAUUGAAAAAGUUUUGCAAGACGCAAGUUACAGGGAUUUAGUUUUUUCUGAACCGUCUUCUAGUCGGUCGCCACGGUCCUCAAGAAGUAGUGUUAUCGAGUUUGAAUAGCAUAUUUCAGCUUACUUCUUGUAAAUUUAAUUCAAUAAUAAAUAAAUACGUAUAGCAA